AGGAGGAAAAAGUUUUUGUGACAUCCAGGAAAUGAGUAACUCUGAAGUCCUGUAGAGCCGGCCGCUGUAGGCCAGAAGGCGGGAGCCAGCGGGGGCAUCGCCGCUCGCGCCUCUCUAAGUGCCAGGCCACAAGCUCCGACGCAGCCGCCUACAAGCUGCGGCACCCCGGCCCCCGACCCGCGCGCAAAGCCUGUGCUGCAGCAGUCUUCCCGCGGCGGGGAUCGGGACCGGGGACCCAGGCCAAUCGAAAGCUCCAACCAUGGCCAUGGGGCUGUUCCGCGUGUGUCUGGUGGUAGUGACGGCCAUUAUCAACCAUCCGCUGCUGUUCCCGCGGGAGAACGCCACGGUCCCUGAGAACGAGGAGGAGAUCAUCCGCAAGAUGCAGGCGCACCAGGAGAAGCUGCAGCUGGAGCAGCUGCGCCUAGAGGAGGAGGUGGCUCGGCUGGCGGCCGAGAAGGAGGCACUGGAGCAGGUGGCGGAGGAAGGCAGGCAGCAGAAUGAGACACGUGUGACAUGGGACCUCUGGAGCACCCUCUGCAUGAUCCUCUUCCUGAUGAUCGAGGUGUGGCGGCAGGACCACCAGGAGGGCCCCUCACCUGAGUGCCUGGGCGGUGAGGAGGAUGAGCUGCCUGGGCUGGGGGGCGCCCCCUUGCAGGGCCUUAGCCUGCCCAACAAGGCCACGCUUGGCCACUUUUAUGAGCGCUGCAUCCGGGGGGCCACGGCCGAUGCAGCCCGUACCCGGGAGUUCCUGGAAGGCUUUGUAGAUGACUUGCUGGAAGCCCUGAGGAGCCUCUGCAACCGGGACACCGACAUGGAGGUGGAGGACUUCAUUGGCGUGGACAGCAUGUAUGAGAACUGGCAGGUGGACAGGCCGCUGCUGUGCCACCUUUUUGUGCCCUUCACACCCCCCGAGCCCUACCGCUUCCACCCAGAGCUCUGGUGCUCUGGCCGCUCAGUGCCCCUGGAUCGCCAGGGCUAUGGCCAGAUCAAGGUGGUCCGCGCUGACGGGGACACACUGAGCUGCAUCUGUGGCAAGACCAAGCUUGGGGAAGACAUGCUGUGUCUCCUGCAUGGCAGGAACAGCAUGGCACCUCCCUGCGGCGACAUGGAGAACCUGCUGUGUGCCACAGAUUCCCUGUACCUGGACACGAUGCAAGUCAUGAAGUGGUUCCAGACGGCCCUCACCAGAGCCUGGCAUGGCAUCGCCCACAAGUACGAGUUCGACCUGGCCUUUGGCCAGCUGGACAGCCCGGGGUCCCUGAAGAUCAAGUUCCGUUCAGGAAAGUUCAUGCCCUUCAACCUGAUUCCUGUGAUCCAGUGUGAUGACUCGGACCUGUACUUUGUCUCCCACCUUCCCAGGGAGCCCUCUGAGGGCACCCCAGCCUCCAGCACAGACUGGCUCCUGUCCUUUGCUGUCUACGAGCGACACUUCCUCAGGACGACACUGAAGGCGCUGCCCGAGGGCGCCUGCCACCUCAGCUGCCUGCAGAUAGCCGCCUUCCUGCUUUCCAAGCAGAGCCGCCUGACCGGCCCCAGCGGGCUCAGCAGCUACCACCUGAAGACGGCCCUGCUGCACCUCCUACUCCUCCGGCAGGCGGCCGACUGGAAGGCGGGGCAGCUGGACGCUCGUCUGCACGAGUUGCUCUUCUUCCUGGAGAAGAGCUUGCUGGAGAAGAAGCUCUACCACUUCUUCAUUGGCAACCGCAAGGUGCCUGAGGCCAUGGGACUCCCGGAGGCCGUGCUCAGGGCCGAGCCCCUCAACCUCUUCCGGCCCUUCGUCCUGCAACGAAGUCUUUACCGUAAGACACUGGACUCCUUCUAUGAGAUGCUCAAGAAUGCCCCAGCGCUCAUUAGCGAGUAUUCCCUACAUGUCCCCUCAGACCGCCAGCCUACCCCAAAAAGCUGAUGUCUUAUAGAGCAUGUGGGCCCUCGAGCUAAGAUGAGGGCAUCCCUCACGUUCACACCCCUGGUGGCAUCUGCCAGCCCUAUUCUGGGGACAAGAUGGGCUUUCGUGGGAGCCGUGCUCAGCCUGCCAGGAAGCCAAGCCCUACAGUACAGAGGAAACAGAAUUUCAGCGGGAAGCUGGUUUGCUUUCAU
This is a messenger RNA of Rhinopithecus roxellana (golden snub-nosed monkey), 2097 nucleotides long. It is a transcript of the gene ITPRIP, whose product is annotated as inositol 1,4,5-trisphosphate receptor interacting protein. The record is from RefSeq and is a predicted model, not a curated record. Gene Ontology annotation, cellular component: membrane. Lineage: Eukaryota; Metazoa; Chordata; Mammalia; Primates; Cercopithecidae. Gene Ontology annotation, molecular function: protein kinase inhibitor activity.